UUGCUGCCGGAUUUGCUAGCGCUUCCGCCGGGCACGGACCUUCACGACCAUCCUCUAGUGACCCGUGGGUCAGUGGUGCUGCAGAGCAAGGCCUCCUGCAUGCCCGCCCGCGCGCUGGCCCCGGAGCCCGGCUGGACGGUGGUGGAUUGCUGUGCGGCACCUGGCAAUAAGACCACCCACUUGGCCGCCAUCAUGAAGAAUCAGGGUCGUGUGCUCGCUUUCGACAAGGACCCCAGGCGCCUCGCCCGUUUGAAGGCCAACGCCUCGCUUGUGGGGGCCACAUCCUGUGUGGAGGCCCGGCUUGCGGACUUCCUAUCCCUGGACCCUACGGCACCCGAGUUUAAGGAGGUCCGUGGUGUGCUUCUGGACCCCUCUUGCUCCGGCUCCGGAACCACAUUCACCCGCAUGGAUCACUUGUUACCCAGCCACACAGGGCCUGCGGCCCGCGUGGCGCAGUUGGCUCGUUUCCAGUCAGCGGCGCUGUCUCACGCGCUUCGCUUUCCCUCCCUGGAGCGACUUGUAUACAGCACCUGCAGUGUGCACGUGGAAGAGAAUGAGGCGGUGGUGGCGGGGGCGCUGCAGCAGGCAGCGGAGGCGGGCCUGGAGCUGGCGGACCCCUUCCCCUCCUGGCACCGACGCGGCCUGCCGCUGUUCCCCGGGGCGGAGAAGCUGAUUCGGACGGACGCCUACCUAGACGGCACUGACGGCUUCUUCGUCGCUCUCUUUCAACGAAGACAGACGCAGGAGCCACAAGCGAUGGAGCAGCAGCAGCAAAAGCACAAAAAACAGCGAACGCAGCCGCAGCUAAAGCGGAAGUAA
Molecule: messenger RNA, 819 nt
Organism: Volvox carteri f. nagariensis
Lineage: Eukaryota; Viridiplantae; Chlorophyta; Chlorophyceae; Chlamydomonadales; Volvocaceae
Exons: 6
Biological process (GO): rRNA base methylation
Cellular component (GO): nucleolus
Molecular function (GO): methyltransferase activity
Source: RefSeq, a predicted model, not a curated record